UCAAACCAUGGGCAUAGCUUAACAACUCCAUCAAUCAAACAAGAGAGCUCAAGAACAAGGGCUACAAAACUUUCACGCCAUCAAAUUAAUCAGAAAAAUUAGAAACUAAUUCUAGUGAUGUUAGGCAAAACCUCGAAGCCGGUGAUCGAGAUUCUCACCGGAUCUCUGUGUUCCGGCAGCGGAAGCCCUAGGAGUCAGAUUCAGUCGCCGAGGGGGCUGAAAAGCCUGGAUCUCGGCACCGUGGGUUUAGGCAUAGUGGCCGCUCUCGAGAAUUCCAGCGGCGGAGGUAGGGACGGUAUUCUCGGCCGCAAUUCGACCCGAUCGAGUCCGAUUCCGGUGAAUUUUCCCCAAAAUUGCUGUAGAAGCAGGACAGAGGAGGUGGAGGUGGAGAUGGAGAUGGAGGAAUACACGAUAGUGACAUGUCAUAGCCCGAGCAAUCGCAAUCGCAACAGCAACAGCGUGUUCCACAUAUCUCCGGCUAGAGGCGUGGAGGAUGGAGGCGCAGCUCCGGCGGCGGAAUUUUUGAGCAGGUGCGAUUUGUGUCGGAAGAAGCUCGACGGCAGAGACAUAUACAUGUACAGAGGAGAAAAAGCAUUCUGUAGCGCGGAUUGCCGGUAUACGCAGAUGGUGAUGGACAAGUGCAGUGCGGAAGCGUCGAAGCCGGCGGAGGUUGCAGGGUCGCCGUGCGAUUACGGGCAAAUGUUUACCGCCGGGAUUCUGGCUUCAUAGAUUUAUUGUGAUUCCGUCAAUAACACUUUUUGUUUGAGUACUAAUACUAGUCUAUAAACACUGCGGAAAUGUAACACAGCUCAGAAAUUAAACGGAGCAUCCUUUUCGACAUC
Messenger RNA from Salvia splendens (bonfire salvia), 842 nucleotides. RefSeq names its product FCS-Like Zinc finger 13. The record is from RefSeq and is a predicted model, not a curated record. NCBI's taxonomy places the organism in Eukaryota, Viridiplantae, Streptophyta, Magnoliopsida, Lamiales, Lamiaceae. The transcript has 2 exons. Bases 118 to 729 code for a protein of 203 amino acids.